This is a messenger RNA of Prunus mume (Japanese apricot), 325 nucleotides long. The record is from RefSeq and is a predicted model, not a curated record. Lineage: Eukaryota; Viridiplantae; Streptophyta; Magnoliopsida; Rosales; Rosaceae.
AUGGUUGUUGGAGGAAGCCUGGUAAUCAAAUGUCUAAGGAAAUGGUAUGAUCUACUAAUUUCCCACAAAGAAGAGCUUGGACAACUCAUUACCUUGGAGCAAGGGAAACCUCUAAAAGAAGCCAUUGGUGAGGUGAGUUACGGGGCUGGGUUUAUUGAGUUGUAUGCUGAGGAGGCAAAACGUGUAUAUGGUGAUAUCAUACCACCAACUCUUUCUGAUCGACGGUUGUUUGUUUUGAAGCAGAUUUUCAGUUUUUGCAAGAUGGUAGUAGUGUAUGAGAUAGUCAAGAUGAGGCUGUGAAUAGAAGGCGGUUCUUUGCACGCUA